AUGAGCGGGUCUCCGGAUGCCUAUUUCACUUAUCAGCCCGGCUUCCUCUCGGGCCAGUGUGAAAAGCGGGCGUCGAAUAUUGACUAUGAGAAUCUCUUCACAGGCAACUAUGUGAGGGACUUCGUUGAGUCAGCUGAUUGGUCAGGGGUCUCGGAGCCGACCGCGAGAGUUUUAGAGGGUCCGACAGUACUGACUUGGCGAGAGAGUAAUGGCAAGAGAGAAGAUAAGAAUCUGUGGCAUAGUUAUAUGCACUAUCUGAACGUAUACCAAGCUCUUAUGGUCUUUGGUAUAAAGCCAGGACCUGAUGUUAGAGUCAUCUUCCUUGAUAAUAACGUACCAGUGUGGCACACUGAGCUGGUCACUGCUCUCGCGGGGAAGGUUCUGACCCUUAGCGACAUUCGUGAUGAUGCCCUACUACUGAAGGGCCCCGUCGUGGUCGCCCCUUCGAUGCAUAAUACGCCAUUCCAAGCAACGCAUUACGAAGUCGCCAUCCGUGAGUCUGGGUGGGUCUAUAAUGCUGUCCGUUGA
Molecule: messenger RNA, 528 nt
Organism: Perkinsus marinus ATCC 50983
Lineage: Eukaryota; Perkinsozoa; Perkinsida; Perkinsidae
Exons: 1
Coding region: 1-528 (175 amino acids)
Source: RefSeq, a predicted model, not a curated record